AUAGACCGCUUCACUACAAUAAUAACCCGACCUUCUAGACGAGCCACGGUUUUGUACCGCACUAUAAAUCGGCGCCGCCCCGCCAUGCAAAUCAGCACCAACACACAGACGCUUGUGUGUGUUCUUCGGUUUGGGAGUACUGCACCAAAGCAACAAGCAAUGGCAGCUCUCCGCGCGCUCGUCGUCGGCAUCGCCAUCGCCGCCGCACAUUGUUGGGUCGCCGGCGGCACGGCGACCAAGGGCCCGGUGACGUACGUGUUCGGCGACUCGAUGUCGGACGUGGGGAACAACAACUACUUCCAGCUCUCCCUCGCCAGGUCCAACUACCCCUGGUACGGCAUCGACUACCCCAACGGCGUCGCCACCGGGAGGUUCACCAACGGCAGAACCAUUGGAGACUACAUGGCUGCCAAGUUUGGCAUCCCACCCCCGCCGCCGUUCCUCUCCCUGUCGAUGGCCGACGACGACUUCCUCGCCGGCGUCAACUUCGCGUCUGGUGGCGCCGGCAUUCUGAACGAGACCGGCGUCUACUUUGUGGAGUACUUCUCGUUCGACGAGCAGAUAUCGUGCUUCGAGACUGUGAAGAGGGCGAUGAUAGCCAAGAUCGGCAAGGAGGCCGCCGAGGAGACCGUCAACGCAGCGAUGUUCCAAAUUGGUCUCGGGAGCAACGACUACAUCAACAACUUCCUGCAGCCGUUCAUGGCGGACGGCACCACGUACACGCACGACCAGUUCAUCCGCCUCCUCGUCGCCACUCUAGACCGCCAGCUCAAGAGGCUGUACGGGCUCGGGGCGCGGAAGGUGGCGUUCAACGGGCUGCCCCCGCUGGGCUGCAUCCCGUCGCAGCGCGUCAAGUCGGCCACCGGGGAGUGCAUAGCCCAGGUGAACAGCUACGCCGUGCAGUUCAACGCCGCCGCCAAGAAGCUGCUCGACGGCAUGAACGCCAAGCUGCCCGGCGCGCAGAUGGCGCUCGCCGACUGCUACUCCGUCGUCAAGGAGCUCAUCGACCACCCAGAGAGAAACGGGUUCACGACGUCCGACACGUCGUGCUGCGGCGUGGACACCAAGGUCGGGGGCCUCUGCCUGCCGGAUUCGACGCCCUGCCGCGACCGCAAGGCGUAUGUGUUCUGGGACGCGUACCACACCUCCGACGCCGCCAACCGGGUCAUCGCCGACCGCCUCUGGGCCAGCAUGACGACGGCGAGCGCUCCGGCUCCGGCUCCUGCUGCUCGCGCCGGCGCGCCAGGGCCAGCCGCGGUGCCGGCGCCUUCUCCUUCUCGGGCUUAAAGAGUUAAACCCGAAUUGAUGUUGAUCGAUUUCGCGUGUUUACUUCGGACAGUGUUUUAGUUUACGGAUUUGCAGUCCCUUAGUUUAAGCUGUGAGAUGUGGGUGAAAUACCGCAAUAUACGAUUUUUUUACAUCAAUUUAUACGAGUUGUUGUUUGGUAGCGAAGGGGACGAAAUGUGUACGAGGAUCACUUACACGGGGCCUGUUUCCACACGUGGAUCAUUCUGAGAUUCGGUCCUACACGUGUCUAUAAAUACUCAAAUUUGUGCCACUGUCAUGUGUGGCGGCGUAGUGCACUCGUGUGCCUGCAAAAUUAUACUCAGAGUGCUGCUAUACGGACCACGAUGUCCAGCCGAUUCUUGCACGAUGGCAUGGAUCCAACCACACAUGAACAUGAACAAGUGUAGCACACCCGCUGUAUUAAGAGUCGGCUGCAAAUCAGGCAGUAAGCGUAGGUUGCAGAGUAGUUCCGAUUAUAUUCCUUCGGUUUCAUGAUAUAGUGCAUAUGAAUUUUCUGAUAAGACAAACUAAGGAAAGUUUGACAAAGUGCAUUUGGUACAUAUUCGGAAAUAUCAACACUAAUGUAGCACCAAAUUAUAAAUUGAAUGGUAGCUAACAAAACAAUAAUUGAUAAAUCUAGCCGCGCAAAUGCAUGGGUCACCCAGCUAGUUUAUAUCUACAAUACCAAAUGUAUACAAUAUGAAAAAUUAAUUCAUGAUGUAUCUCAUGAUAUGCAUUUAGUACUCAAAUGUAAAUAGUUUUCUCUUUAAAAAUGGUCAAACUUUAUGAAUUUAUGGUGUCCUAGGAGUGGUGUACUACACGUAUAAAGAAAUUAUCAAUUCUUGUGGUCUUUUGAUGGUGAAAAUCACUUCGGGUCAUUCGGUUAGAUUGUCAUGUCAGAUUUUAUUUUGUUAUUCAUAUGCCAAAUCUUUCCAUAAUAAUAAAGCGGCUAGUGGUUCUGCCAGCCCGCUCAUCGUCACGCAUUUUUUGCAAAAAAGCCCCUGUGAUUUUGUGUAUUGAACCUGCAAUCCAUCAUUAAUCUGCGAAGAAAAAACGGUUCGCUGGAAAAAAAUACCCGUACGCUUCCCUCGCCUCGACCCUGCCUUGCCGAGCCAAAUCCCCUAGCCGCCGCCGCACCACUCGCCGCCGCCGCCGCCGCCGCACCUCUGCCCGCUCGCCGCCCCUGCCGCAGCGCUCGAGCGCAGCUUCUGGCUCAGGUCAGCGCGGCGGCUCGAGGGGCUGGGGACGAUGCGUCUGCUCGGUGCAGACCGGCGGCGGCGGGAUCCAGCGGGCGCGGGAGAAGGAGGUAUCCGGCGCGGCGGGAGAGGUCCUUGCAGGUGGAGGCAGGCCUCCAUGGCUGGCAAGGAGAGCUCCAAGGUCAUGGCGGGGCUUUGAUUUUUCUGGUAUAAAAGAGAGACAGAGGGGGAUCCAGGGAGGAGGAGAGGUAGGAGAAGAAGGACGGGGAAGAAGGAAGGGUGCGGCAGGGGUGCAGCGGUGCGAGGGCACUGGUCUCGCGCGUGAGGAGCGCCUCUCCUCGGGAGGAUAGGGAGGGAGCGAGUGAAACUCAAAUCCACUUCAGAUCAAGGUAAUGUUGUAGAAGUACGAAGAAGCAAGCUGACCAGAUGUACACGUACUAGCCGGCAACGACGAUGAAGCAAGCCAACCAGAUGUGCACGAAACUACCAUACAUCAUGCCUGAUUGAUCUUCCGGUACGUGUUCCAUUGGCUAAUAGCCCAUGCUAGCUAGCUAGCAACCAUGUAAAUUUCCCACGCUUGAUCGAUUCCUUUAGCACUUUAUUAAUUUUAUAUGUUCUCAUGGUUAUCUAGAUAAUACUAACUGUUGAUGUUUCUUUCACGCAUACAUGGCUUUGCUAGGAGUUUUUCCACUGGUGAGGUCUGAACUCUGAAUAUUAUGAACUUAUAAGGAUAAAUCUUAUAGCAGAUCAAAAUCAUAGUCCACGCAAAAAAAGAUCAGAAUCAUGGUUGUGCUGAUUCUAUAGGGGCCUCAUGAUGGUUUGUGUUCUUUUAUUCAAAUGAAAAAACCAAGAUUAUUAUUGUAACUGUUACAGUUGUACUAGCAGGAUUAUCCUAGAAGCUGUGUCAAUUUUUCAUCAAUUGAUAACACAAUAAGGUAGUGAAUCAUCUUUAUAGACUGUACCAUGCCUAGAUUGGUUGACUUGGAUCAUGUGUAUGUCUUAAACUUUUAGAAAAUUCUGACUUUUUAUGCUAAGCUCGUAUUUGAAGAUACAAGUUGAGGUCUGUCUUGGGACAGUGUGACUAAAAAACGAACCUUCAGUUUCUGCAAUCUGAAGAAAAAAGCUGCAAUCUAAAGCCUUCUAUAAGAAUAUCAUCACAGAGUAGAUCAAAAAGUUGGAGCGGCGAGAUAACAGUACUGAUUGAUUUUGAUAUGCUGAAAAUUUGCCAAAGUUGAGUCGCCAGGAAUUUGACGUAGCGUGUGAGGAUUUUAGCAACAUAAUUGGCUCAACUCCGGAGAAUGUAGUCUACAAAGGAGCAAUGAAGGAUGGACCUGAGGUUUCUUUCAUAUUACUAUUCUCCUUUGAAGGUCAUUGGACUAGCCAGCAUGAGCUCUUUUACCAAAACAAGGUUAUUGAUAUGGCAAGGUUGAAUCAUGAAAACAUAGCAAAGUUUCUGGACUAUUGCAGAGAGAGUGACCCAUUCUCGAGGAUGUUAGUCUUUGAGUACGCAUCAAAUGGGACCCUGUAUGAGCACCGUACCUACACUAUGGGGAAGUGGCCCAAUUCUCUUGGCUCAGACGAAUGAAAAUAGCCAUCGGCAUCGCCCAAAGUUUAAGGUAUCUGCACACCGAGUCGCGGCCUCCUUUCGCUAUAUCAGAGCUGAAAUCCAAUUCAGUAUACGUUCCAGAAGAUUUUACCCCCAAGAAAUCAUUCUUAUGAACAGGCUGACGACGUCAUCUACUGAAGCCCCACCGGCGACGCGAUGGGAGAGCUCCAACCUGUACGUGGGUGUGGGGACGCAGAUCCGCGUCGCCAGCCUACACAAGGCCAUGGUCAAGGUGCCGACGCAGGGUUCAUCAUCCGUCUUCGUCAGUGUUAAAGAAGAUGGAUUUUUACCUGAAUAAAUUGCGUGUAUAGAUAUGUAGAGGAUGAACUCAACAAGCGGAUCUUUCAAGGUGACUUUGUAUGUGAUUUCUACUUCUAAAAAUUAGAAAAUACCUUCAGAUCAAAGCAGCGGAUUUGUAGAUUUCUGGGUAUUGGUUACUCCAUCUCCAUCCAGCUUACGGUCUUUGGUCACUGAUUCUAAGCAUUGGGAAUGGCUGAACAGGGGACGACCAGGAUUACGAUGAGGGCGAGACGUUGAAGCUGGCGUCGGCAACUUUGACCGCAACCGCGACCUUAACAUCGACCAUGGGAGCGAGGCGUCAGCCCUUGACAUAGACCGUGUUGGCCCCUUGUGUUUCUGACCAGCCGCGCUCCGGUUCCGGCAGCUCCCAUUCCAGUCGAUCCCUUCCGGGUGCCUUCAGAUCGCUAAUGAUACUAAGAUUGCAUGAGUCCAUGAAGCAAGCAAUAAUCUAUCUCAAAAUAUUGUGUCCAAGCAUAUAACGGUUCAUCAAUUUUCGAAAUGAGACUAUUGCUAUGUAGCACGCUGACAAGACAAGAGAAUAAUUCUUGCAUAUGUCUGAGCUAUGCCGCCUCCCACCAAACUCGAGCUCGGCGCUCUCGCAUGCAAGGCUAAGCUAUCUCCACCGACUCCUUUUUCUGUCCGAGCUCCUCCCUACCCUGGCAAAACCAAAUGCUACAAUCUCCUUUUUUUGGGAUUCUAAAACUUAUGUCAGUUCACUGUCAUGGAUAGAUUAGUGAUAAUGAGGUUAGGAUCACUACAUUGGAGAGGAUGAGGAGCUAUACUGGCUACGAGAUGUUGCUUGAGCAUUUCCAGCAGUGGCAGUAGACACAUGUGGCAGCACUUCUGGGUAGAUUUUGUCCAUUUACUUUUUGUAUCCUUUGAAUUUGAAUAUUCUGUGCAAUUGAGUCUAAAUAUGCUCAAAUUAAUCUUGUACACUCUGAAUAAAAUUAAUGUUUUGUAUCUUACUAAA
Aegilops tauschii subsp. strangulata is the source of this 5359-nucleotide messenger RNA. Its product is annotated as probable LRR receptor-like serine/threonine-protein kinase At1g63430. Gene Ontology annotation, molecular function: ATP binding; protein kinase activity. The record is from RefSeq and is a predicted model, not a curated record. Gene Ontology annotation, biological process: protein phosphorylation. NCBI's taxonomy places the organism in Eukaryota, Viridiplantae, Streptophyta, Magnoliopsida, Poales, Poaceae.